Epinephelus lanceolatus (giant grouper) is the source of this 1905-nucleotide messenger RNA. It is a transcript of the gene tmem9b, whose product is annotated as TMEM9 domain family, member B. The record is from RefSeq and is a predicted model, not a curated record. Gene Ontology annotation, biological process: positive regulation of canonical NF-kappaB signal transduction. Lineage: Eukaryota; Metazoa; Chordata; Actinopteri; Perciformes; Serranidae. Gene Ontology annotation, cellular component: lysosomal membrane.
GGAAGCUGAGGUGUUUAUCCCUAAAUUAGCUCGAUGGCUAAAGUCGUCACUUGUUAGGGUGUUAUUUACACUGCCGGCGUUGCUGGCGUUGUUUGUGCAAACAGUUUAACGACAGUCAUCUGGAAAUCUUUUACAGACUCCGAAGAUGAAGUCUGUGUUUCUUCUCGAGCUUUUCUGCUUGGCUUGUUUUGUGUUUUUAGACCAAGUGGCAGCAAAGAACUCUGAAGACAUCCGCUGUAAAUGCAUCUGUCCCCCGUACAGAGAUAUUCAAGGACAAAUCUACAAACAAAAUGUCUCUCUCAAAGACUGUAACUGUCUCCAUGUGGUUGAGCCCAUGCCAGUUGACGGGAAAGAUGUGGAGGCAUACUGUUUACGCUGUGAGUGUAAAUAUGAAGAGAGGAGCUCGGGGACAAUUAAGGUAACCAUCAUUGUGUACCUCUCCAUUUUGGGCCUGCUGCUGCUCUACAUGGUCUACCUGACUCUCCUGGAGCCCAUACUGAAGAGGCGUCUCUUCGGACACUCGCAGCUCAUCCAGAGUGAUGAUGAUGUCGGGGAUCAGCAGCCUUUUGCCAACGCUCACAACGUUCUGUCCCGUUCACACUCUCGACCCAACAUGCUGAACAAAGUGGAGCACGCCCAGCAGCGCUGGAGGAGGCAGGUCCAGGAACAGAGGAAGUCUGUGUUCGACCGCCAUGUUGUUCUCAGUUAAACUGCCCAGCGAAGGAGAGUUACUGGUGGAGCAGGAUAAAAAAAAAAAACACUGUGACAGAGCCCCCUCGAUUUAUAUCACUCCCUUUCUCUCAUUUGUGGUUUGUAUCUCAUCAAGUGUGACACUUCCCAGAUGAACACGGUGAAUAAAUGUGGAUCUGUAGAGCAGAAGUCCUAGUGAAACGUUUAAUCAAAGCUGGGAACUCUUAUUUAGUCUGCAGGCGGCACAAGAGAUUACAGUGAAUUCAUUUCUGCACAGUCGUGAAUGAAGAGUCUUAAACAGCAUUUUUUCCAAAAGCAGAAUUUACUCUGCCUGCUGUGUAGUUUGCAGAAGUGCCAGCUCACCCGAAAAUUUGCAGUGAACAAUUUGAUGUUAGAGACUAAUAAAUGUGAGAUAAAAAUAAAUCUUUGAUGUGAAUUUUUUAUAACAUACUCUAACUCUUGUGGCCACAGUGUCAGGUGGAGUAUCAUCAGUCCACCUCUGACCAGUCGUCAACAUUUACAAGCCAAACUGGCUUCCAGAGUCAAACAUCCAGAUGUUGGUUAACUAGACAGCUGAGCAGCCUGCUGACUGCAGUAAUGACCUGUUAACAUGUAGCUGCUGGUUAUUUUUCCACACUAAAACAAACACAACUCGGACCUGCUGCUCUCACCACAGGAGAAAGGAAAUAGUGUAAAAUAGAAAUCUUUCAGCCUUCUUUGAAAAAUGCAUGUUUUAUAACGAAUCUUUUAUAAAUGUCUUUUGAAUCCUUCAUUCCUACCAUGAUGUCUAACGUCUGAUAACUGGUGUGAAAAUCAUCAUUUGCAUUGAAUUUGAUUUCUCAAAGUAGUCUCACUAAACCUCGUUGCAGAAAUCGAUGCAAUCUCUCUGUGGUGAUGUCAUAGUAAUCGUAGCUGUGCUAUUGAUCCUCGUCUGUUGAAGACCCUCUUAAAAUCAGUGCCCUCUUCAACUGCAUCAACAAAUCUAAUGACUAGUCUUUUAUUUCGGCUCCUCUGUGUGCUUCGUCUAACGUCAGCUCCAUUGUGACGGUCCUUGUUGUCUCACAGGCAGCAGUAGUGCGACAGAAUGAUGUUAUUCAGAGUACAGAGAGAAUUUAUUUUGUGUAUAGCUGGGCUGUGUACAGACCUAUGAAAGUGUUCUUAACUACUGUAUAUGUUAUACCUUUAACUUUGAAAUAAAUUAUGUAAUAUUUGUGA